AUGGAGAUGGGCAGCCUGCCGGCGGACGAGGCCGCGCCCGAGAACGACAUCAUGCAGCUGGCCCGCAUUGGCGACAUCCCGGGCAUGGAGAAGCUGUUUGAGUCGGGCGAGUUCGACGCCACAUACACCGACGGCGAGGGCAUCACGCCGCUACAUUGGGCUGCCAUCAACAACCAGUAUGCCAUGUGCGCAUUCCUCAUCGAGCACGGCGGCGAGCUCAACAAAAAGGGCGGCGAGUCCAUUGCGACGCCUCUGCAGUGGGCGGCCCAGCGAUGCCACUUCUACACCGUCAACCUGCUGCUCCAGCGCGGCGCCGACCCUCUGAUUACCGAUUCCCAGGGCUACAACACCCUCCACAUCUCGACCUUCAACGGCAACGUGCUGCUCAUCGUCCUGCUCCUGCACCAGGGCAUCCCCGUCGACGUCCUCGACAGCUACGGCCACACGGCGCUCAUGUGGGCGGCCUACAAGGGCUUCCCGCAGCUGGUGGACAUCUUCUUGCGAUGGGGGGCCAACGUCCACGCCACCGACGAGCAGGGCUUCACCCCGCUGCACUGGGCCCUGGUCAAGGGCAAUGCCGCCUGCGUCCUCAAGAUGAUCGAGUACGGCGCCGACCGCUUUGCCAAGACCGACACGGGCAAGACGCCGGCCCUCACCGCGACCGAGCUCAACACCACGCCGGCCUGGCACCGUGCGCUGCGCGAGUGCGGCUAUGACCAGGACGGACAUGUCGCCGUGCCUCCGUGGCCGGGUGCGAGCUACUUUUUGAAGGACAAGAAGGCUUUCAUUACAAAAUUCAUGUUCCUGUGGCCCUUUUUGAUGGUCUGGAUGACGCUGCUGAUCCUGUCCCACGGUGCCAUAUACUUUGGUCUACCGCUGUCGGUGGGCGCGGCAUACGGCCUCCUGUACGUUGCAAAGCAGGUGCUUGAAUAUGCUCCGUCCGACAUGCGAUCAUUCCACAAGACUCCCUGGAUGGCUGGAAUCUUUGCAGGGUCGCUGUUUCUGGUUGGCUUUAGCUGGCUCACGGUCAUUUUGCCGUCUACCAUUGGAUGGUGGGGUGGAUCUUCGCAUACCCUCUUGAAUCUCGCCUUUGGAGCCGCCUUUGGGCUGACGGCCUUUUUCUAUAUCGCUUCCAUGAGAUACGAUCCAGGCUUUGUGCCCAAGAUGAAUGGCAUUGCGGAGCAGAAAGCUGUCAUUGACGAGCUUCUCAAGUCGUGGAAAUACGACGAUGCCAACUUCUGCGUCGUCUGUAUGAUUCGAACGCCGCUUCGAAGCAAGCACUGCCGUCGUUGCCAGCGAUGCGUGGCCAAGCAUGACCAUCACUGCCCAUGGAUCAACAAUUGCGUUGGCAUCAACAACCACCGCCAUUUCUUCUUUUACCUAAUCUCUCUCACUGUCGGAAUUCCCCUAUACGACUGGCUGCUGUAUUAUUAUUAUGCUCAAAUCACGCCCGAGGCCCCAGAUUCAUGCUUUCUUUUCGGACCCAAUACCUGCCGAGUUAUAAACGCAGAUCCUUACACACUUUGCCUCGCCAUAUGGGCAUCCCUUCAGCUUACAUGGGUUUCCAUGCUUGUCUUUACCCAGUUCAUCCAGGUUGCUCGUGCCAUGACUACGUACGAGAACAUGACGGGCAUCCGCGCCAAUACCUCUUUGUCCAACGCCUUUACAUCUACUGGCGCUCCGCUCGAUCCCAACCACCCGUCUGUGACAGCUCCUGCAACACCAGGCGGUGCUCACGCUGGCCAUGGCCACGGGCACAAGCACAAGGGCGGCCUCAUCAAGCAGUGGAGUCAACUCCUCGGCGUCGAUCCCUUUAUUGAGACUAUUACCGGCCGUGGCGCCGCUACCGCCAAGAACAAGCGCAAGAAGAAGAACCCCUACAGCAGGGGCUGCGUUACCAACUGCAAAGACUUUUGGUGUGAUUCAGCCCCCAUCUUUGGUCAGCGGGAACCAGGACAGGCAUCGCUUGGUGGCAGUAAAGUUGACUACACAGCAAUGUACGAGACGCCCACUCUUAUGAGCAUCACUGGAAUAAGAACCCGAGGCGAUUACGAGGCAGUCGAAACGGAAGAAGUAUAAGCAACAAGAACAUGCGUGCAGCGUUUGUCGUUUGGAAAAGAAUUUGAAAAGGAAUAACCAAUUGUAAUAUGGUCUGAUGAAGGCAUGGCUAGACUCUUGGAGGGAGGCUGGCCUGGUUUAAAUUUCUCUCCUCGUUUUUAAUCUUGCUUGUCUUCUGUUGAGGACUGGAACCAGGGUCCAGAUGCGUGUUGGAGUGUUGUAUUAUCUUGGAUUGGUCACAAACUGGGAUGCUGGGUGAGAAAGACUCGAAUGAUUAAUGACAGCCACUCUGAUAGAAACGAAGGCAUGUGCCACAUGGCGUUGGAGAGGCACGGUUUGGUUUGCAUAGCACCGUAUAUUUGCUCAGACACGUUUUAUAAAGCAUCAUUAUGAGCAUAGGAGGUAGCAGAAUAAUCAUGUAAUGACUCGACAGCCUUGGGCUUUCAGUCUUAUAGAAGAGACGAUGUGUAAAUAUAUGUGGUGAUGAC
This is a messenger RNA of Trichoderma atroviride IMI 206040, 2546 nucleotides long. RefSeq lists its product as uncharacterized. Gene Ontology annotation, cellular component: Golgi membrane. Gene Ontology annotation, biological process: protein palmitoylation. The record is from RefSeq and is a predicted model, not a curated record. Lineage: Eukaryota; Fungi; Ascomycota; Sordariomycetes; Hypocreales; Hypocreaceae. Gene Ontology annotation, molecular function: palmitoyltransferase activity; protein binding.